Messenger RNA from Cynara cardunculus var. scolymus (artichoke), 3702 nucleotides. RefSeq lists its product as uncharacterized. Lineage: Eukaryota; Viridiplantae; Streptophyta; Magnoliopsida; Asterales; Asteraceae. Gene Ontology annotation, cellular component: nucleus. Gene Ontology annotation, biological process: DNA repair. The transcript is spliced from 5 exons. The record is from RefSeq and is a predicted model, not a curated record. Gene Ontology annotation, molecular function: DNA binding; catalytic activity. Bases 100 to 2388 code for a protein of 762 amino acids.
AAAUCAACCUCACCCCGACUCUUCGCUCCAGAAAAAAGCAGGCAAAAUUGGGGGGAAAACCACCACCACCGCAAGGGUUUUCACUUCAUUCCCUCGAGGAUGGAGAUGGAGACGAAGACUCAUCAGCAGCUUCCUUCCUUUUGCUCCUCUUUUCCCAAUUUUGGUAUCCAGACGCCUUCGACAAACCAUAUGUAUGUCAUCAUCGCUCUUCCUGCCAACAACAACAAAAUCAGCGCUACUUCUCCUUUUCCUUCUCAAAUCAUCGAUCAUGUCGAUAGAAAAAGGAAGACGCAGGGACAUUAUGAGAAGAAAAAGAAGAAGAAAAUACACGCUAGCACCAAACAAGAUGAGCAUCUUGAAACUGAACAUAAGUUGGUAAAUAUUGGCCAAAAGGAGGAGAUGAAGGGCUUAGUUACUUGUUUGAAUCAGCAUUCCUAUGAUAACAAAACGCAACUUAACUUCAAAAAGGAACAACAUCUGGGUACUGAAAACCCUUUACUUCAUUCUGGUACGCUUCAACACAAGGAUGAAAUUCCUAAUAGCGUGAUGAAGACAAUUACACCUUAUUUAAAUCACGAUUGUAAUGACAUUGCAAGGAAGAAGACACUACAAACUAAUGCUACAAAAGACAAGGGACCUCUGGGAACUGAAAACACUUCAGAGCAUCUUGAUAUUGCUUCUGUCACAGACACCAAAAAUGGUGUUCCUAACAAUAGAGGAAAGGACUUGAAGAUUAAUGAUACAGUUACUCCCUCUAUAAUUCAGGGUUCUGAUGCUAACAACAACAAGACCAUGACAAAGACACUAAUUGACGCCAGAAAGGAGGAGGUGUAUCUGGCAACUGGUAACAACUUACAGCAUUUUAGGAAACCCUACCGAAAGAAUGAAGUACCUAACAAGGUGGAGGAAAAAAGCAAAAGGAUAAAGGGUUCAGAGGUGAAAGAGACAAUUCCUCCUCCUAAUAAGAAGAAAAAGAAGACUCUACAAUCUAGCGCCAAGAAAGAGGACGUGCAUAUUGGAACUAAUAAUGGUUUACAGUAUUAUCAACAUAAGGAUGAAAUUCCUAACGGAGUCGAUGAGAUGACUACUCCUUUAAAUCAGAGUUGUAAUGCUAACAGAAAGAAGAACAAGAAGAAGAGAAUACAAUUUAGUGCCACAAAGCAGGAGGAUGACAAUUUACAAUAUUUUCGUGAAGUUAAACAAGAAGAUAAAGUUUCUAAAAAGAAGAACAAGAAGAGGAAGGAUUUAGAUGACGAUAAUACCACUGCUUUCUGCUUGGACAAGGUUGCACACAAUAUUCCCUGCAUUAUGUCUAAACAUGAUCUUGAUGAUCCAUUUUCUCAAUUUGUGUACAAGGAUGAUGAUUAUCAUUCAAUUUCGAAUAAGACAGGCAGAGGAGGUACACUUUGCCAUUCAAACUCACAUGUUAAUGAAAAGAUUUCACCUUCCACCUUGAAGGUGCCACCCUACUUCCAGAAGGCAGUGAACGAAAAAGAAGGAUCUAUUGUUGAUCAAAAGAUGUCACACUUUACGGUGAAGGUGUCACCUUACUUCCAAAAGGCAGUAAAAUUAAAAGAAGGCGCUGUUGGUGAUCCGAAGAUGUCACCCUCCACUGUGAAGGUGUUACCCUCCACUGUGAAGGUGUCACCCUACUUUGAGAAGGCACUGAAGGAAAAGGAAGACUCUGUUGGCAGUCAAAACAUGCCACCUUCUACCGUGAAAUUGUCACCCUACUUUCAAGAGGUGGUAAAAGGAAAAGAAGCUUCUGUUGGUUAUCAGAAGAUGUCCACCGUGAAGGUGUCACCUUACUUCCAAAAGGCACUAAAAGAAAAAGAAGGUUCUGUUGGAUGCUUCAAGAAAGGGAGAGCUAAAUCAAAAUUACUGCGAACGAAAGCUAUGAAAGAAGAAAACGAAAAAACAAAGAAAAAGAGUAAGAAGAAAGAUCCAUCAGAAAACCUUACCGCUGCACAAAAGCGAGAUGAGGCCUACAAGAAGAAGACUCCAGAUAACACGUGGAAGCCUCCACGAUCUUAUCAUAACCUCAUCCAGGAGGAUCAUUUCCAUGAUACCUGGAGGGUUGUGACUAUAUGUGUACUUCUAAAUCAAACACAGGGUGUGCAGGUUAAACGGGUGAUAUCGGAUUUCUUUAGCUUAUGCCCAGAUGCAAAGACUGCUACAGAGGUUCCUGCAGAGAUUAUGCAAAAGGUUAUACAACCACUUGGAUUACAAAGAAAAAGGACAAAGAUAAUUCAGACACUGUCUGAACAAUAUAUAGAUGACGAAUGGACACAUGUGACUCAACUGCAUGGUGUUGGGAAGUAUGUAUUGUAUGUAGGUAUGCAGCGGAUGCGUAUGCAAUAUUUUGUACAGGGCAUUGGAAGCGUGUGAGACCAAAGGAUCAUAUGCUGAAUAGGUGAAAGAUUGAUGAUUUGAGGUGGAAUUUCUUCAAGAUUGGUGCUGUUGGAAGUGACAGAUUCAAUUCAGUAAGUUUGAAAAUUCAUAUAAAAUCAACCAUUUGUCCAAAUAAGAUGUUAUUUAUAUGAAUAGAAAGAUCUAUGAGUGUACUACAACUUUGUAGUUUACACAAAAACCUAAUUAUGAGUUUAAGCAACUCGAAAACACUGGUUUUCCCAGCCCUGUUCUGCAGCUUCGAAAUUUCACUAUGUUAGUGUAAAUUCUGUAGUAAUUAUACCAGAGCUCCAAAUUAUGUGAAUUCAGUUUCUUUGAAAUCCUAAGAGGUAUAUCUACAACUUUCAUUUUUACAUGAAGGUUUGGUUUAUCUUCUAAGUAUGAGAAAAAAGGCUUAAACUUUAGGUGUUAAGAAUCUGUUAGCUACUGUUUUGAUAUGUAGAGAUUGGAUUUUUACAAAUUUUGUUUAGGGUUCUAUUAUUUGUAUUGAGUGUUUAUUAAGUAUCCUAAGGGUAUUUUAAGCACAUUUGAAGAUCCGUAGGAGAAAUUGAUAAGAAUUGUUAUCGAAAGUCGUUUGAAGGUAUUUUUAUCUAACAAGUGUAGGUAACCCGGAAGGAGAGAACCGUUCAUAAGCCUCAAAUCUCUUGUGACUAUUUCUAACACUUCCAAGGUACGAAUAUCUACAUCCUUUCAAUACGUGGGUAAUCAAAUGUAGUGAUUAUCCAUUCCGCGGAAUCUUGACCAUGGUAUUCAUCCACAAAAGUAGAGGUUAUCAAGAUGUUAUCCGAAAUCUUUUGUGUUUAUGAGAUGUCUUGUUUUAAAGACUUUGUAUGCUUGAGACUUCGAUCCAUUAACGGCGUAUUCUAUGAUUCUUGCCGAUAAAUUAAGUUGAAAGCUUCAUGGUUUUAUUAUUCUAGUUAUCCCAUGUUAAAUUAUUGAUACGAUUUCGGAGUUUGAGUUUAAGGUUAUUGAAUUUAGUUAUGACUAGGCUCAAUACUUCGGGAACAUGUAUUGAGACGCAUCUAUGAUGGCUAAAAUAGUCAUGACAUUCUCAUAAGGGUUAUGGCCAAGCCAAAUAGAGAAUGUUGGAUGCAUCCUUGAACCGAAUACCAUAUACCAUGGUUCCUGGAUAGAGCAGAAUUCCAAUUACAUUGGUUACCACAUAGAAUCGAAUACCAUAUAUCUCUGGUUGUCGGGGAAUGAGAUGGUGUUGCGUCCAACACUUCCAUUCCAUUACGACGCCUGAUUGGACUGAUCAUCCAUCGGGAACAACGUAUCCUAAUGAUACGGUUG